AUGGCCACUAUUACAACCGUUGCCAAGAGUCUUCGUACCAAAGACUCUUCUUCCACAGAGGACGCCAUACUACCAUCCGAACCAGCCCCCGCCCAACUUUCUCGCAUUGAGGCAGUUCCUGCUCAGGCAUAUCUUGCUGAGGCACCUCCUGCUCAAACCCUUUCCAGCCAACCACCGGCCAACCCUCAAACUACAAUGGGUCCGAACAACUCAAUCACAGUCAUGCUCAAAUACAUCAAACUCACUGGCGCCUUCAUCCGGGAGGAGUGGCAUUAUUACAUCAACCUCGAAAUUCUACUCCUAGCCGUUGGCGCCGGCUGCCUUGCAGGUUUCCUUCGCCACGAUGCAAACUUAGGCGGGGGAGUAGGCGCGGCUGUGUUGGCUGUACUGAUGGCCAUCCUCUACAUCAAGUAUCGGGCAACCCACUUUGCUAGCAAAGGGUAG
Messenger RNA from Trichoderma virens Gv29-8, 444 nucleotides. RefSeq lists its product as uncharacterized. The record is from RefSeq and is a predicted model, not a curated record. The transcript has 3 exons. Bases 1 to 444 code for a protein of 147 amino acids. Lineage: Eukaryota; Fungi; Ascomycota; Sordariomycetes; Hypocreales; Hypocreaceae.